Trypanosoma rangeli is the source of this 3012-nucleotide messenger RNA. RefSeq lists its product as uncharacterized. NCBI's taxonomy places the organism in Eukaryota, Euglenozoa, Kinetoplastea, Trypanosomatida, Trypanosomatidae. Gene Ontology annotation, molecular function: phosphatidylinositol phosphate binding; guanyl-nucleotide exchange factor activity. Gene Ontology annotation, cellular component: cytosol; intracellular membrane-bounded organelle. The record is from RefSeq and is a predicted model, not a curated record. The transcript has a single exon. Gene Ontology annotation, biological process: endocytosis; endocytic recycling. The coding region runs from base 1 to 3012 and encodes 1003 amino acids.
AUGCAACCGUCAGCGCUGGUGCAGACCGUGGCUUUGCACCGCGUGUGGCUUCCUCCCGCUGGUGGCAGUGAUGAUGGUGUAGAGGGUGAGUUGUCGUUGACUGCCGAGUUGGAGCCGAUCAUCGCCUUCACGGGGGCUGCAGGCGGCAGCAGCGAGGCGGGAGAGGGCAUUAUUGAGCAAUCCGAGUCCCUUCGUGUGUUGCUGAGACGCUUCUGUGGACCGUUGUUGAUGCGGCAGUCGAAGUUGGCGCCGCAGAGGCAUGAGACGGGUGGGCGCGACUUGCACUGGGUGGGCUUCACGUCGCCCGUUGCGGAGGAGGGAAUUUUCUUGCAGGUGCCGUCGCGCCAAUUUAUUGCUGCGUGCGUGCGUUUCGCCGUCAGCGGCGCGGCGAUGGAUGUGGUGCACUACAACAGCCUCGGGAGGCGCUGGCGCCGGGGGAGGGACCAGGCGGGCCCUGCCUGCGGGGGAAACUACGCUGCGGCCGACGAGGUCGGGGAUGAGGGCUACAUCUACGGCUUUGCGCAGUUUGUGGACGUGGGGCAAGCGACGGAGGGGCUGAUACUUUCCGCCUUUUCCACCUCACCCUUAUUUGACAUGCUGCGCACGGUGGUGCUGGAAACGCUGCCGCACCUUUGUCGCGCCGCAAGGGAUGCUUAUGCCGAUUGCCGCACGGCGUGGCCCGCGGAAAAGCAACGGAUCAUUUACGCCGUUUACGCUGACGUCAUGGCGCCUCUAGCAGAUCUCGUGGAACCGCGAAGUAAGGCAUGCAGCACACCCGCUAACAACCGCUUUUGUCUGUCGUUUCCGCAUGCAAGAACUUAUGUUCUGCGCCCGGAUAAUUUGCACUACCCGUGGGUGAAUGUCCCACUGCCUACCCUUUUUUUGAGUUUUUCGUACGAUGCGCUGCGUGUUAUCCACUCGCUCCUGUUGCAGGAGAGGCGAGUGGUUUUUAUUGGAGCAACGCCGCAGCAUGCCUCCGCAUGCGUUGUAAGCGCCCAGGCGAUGCUGUCGCCGUUUCUCUGGACGCUGCCGAUUGUUCCGUAUUUGCCACCCGAGGCGUGUGAAGUGCUUGAGGCACUUGGAGGUGCUGGGUUCAUAUUAGGAUCCACAGCUGACAUGGUGCCCCAUCUGAUGCUUCGCGGCAGUCUCGCUGACCCCCAACGGCGCUCCUGUGCGGGUGGGAAAGCCGCGGCAGUGGAAGAGGAGGAUGGGGGGCGCAUCUGGUUUGCGGAUGGCCGUACCGGUAUGAUUGGUGUCUCCCCUCUCGACACCGACGUCGUGCCCUUCACCAUGCUGGACCUGGUGCCUUUCAGCGAAAAGGUGAAGGAGGCGAUGAAGCGGGUUGUUACCAAGGAAAUGCGGCAUUUGUUUCGUGCGACCCUCGCGUCCAUGGCCACGCAGAGACGGGGAGGUGCCUCUCUGUGGUCUUCCACGCUCUCCCCAUGUACAGCGGCAGCCGCGGUGGAGGAGGUGCAUGGGGCGUUUCUCGAGUACAGCGUGGGGCGUCUGGUGGGAAACUACCGCAAGGGCUUAACGCCUAUGAGUAGCGGCAUUGGAGACGUUGGGGUGGGCGCGGCAUGCAGUUCACACCUGCGGGACAGUGUCACGUUUCUGAUUGAUUACGCACGCUUUCUGCCGUGCAACCUCGACAACAACGCAAACCUCGCGCGACGCAUCGCAGGCACGCAAAUGUUUCAUCACUGGGAGGAUGCGGUCUUGUCCCUUGAGACAGUUGGCGUCUUGCGCCUCCUCUUUGGGGAGUUUGCGCACAGCCAGGGCGGCAGCACCACGUCGUCGCUGCACGGCAGAGAGACGCUCGCAAUCGACCACUACGUUCCCCACCCGCGCAUGAUUGGGUUGUUGCGCCUCUUCUACGCUCGCUGCGCGCGGCGCUUCCCGGACCUGUACGGCGACCUACAGGGCAGCGAUCUGGUGCGACGGAGCGCGAGCAUCGCAACAGGAGGUACCCCCACCACCACCGCUUCAGUGACGGGUAUUAGUAGUAUUAGGACCAGCUGCCCCGUCACUGGCGGCAACGGCGGCAAGAAGUCCAUGCGCGCGUUUUUUUCCAAGGCGACGAAGGCGGUGAAGAAAAGUCUUGCCCCACCCUGCAAUCGACUUCCCGUGCAGGUAUUUGUGCAGGCGUACGGUAGCUUUGCCAAUAAUAUGGGUUACGUGAAGGACCCCAAUAAGCCUGUUUUGCUGAACAAGGAGUUUAGGGACAACGCCUGCGCCGCUGCCAGCUUUACCACAACGCAGAUUUCGGGUAGCUACUCGACGACACCAUCAUUGUCAGGCCCAACUGUAGCUUUUGAUGUUGAGGAUGAUCUUUACGGAAUCUCUUCGAACGUGUUUGGUGCCUACAUCGAGGACAGGGACACGUUGCGCCGCCUCUCAACAAGCGUGGGGCCAACAGCCCCCACCGUUCAGUGCCGGCGACUGCCAUUCGAUGUUAUCCAUCAAUUUGCCCGCUAUCACACACUUCUGGACCCCAGAAAAGACUCGAUGUGUACAACAGGCAGGCGUGCGGGCACGAUGGCGGGGUCUUCUGUGGAGGAGUUAAGGCGUUUCCUGGAGUUUGGGCCACUCUUCGCGGCCGAUUUGAGCAUUUGGCCUGUCCUCGAAUCCAAGCGACUGGCUCUGCUCAGCAUGCCAGUGCCCCUACCCGAACAGCCGCCGCAACAGCAGCCCUUUCUGCCCUCCACAAACGGUGGCGAUGCCAACCCGGGGGAAGUUCCGUUCCAGGCACUGCCUCUUCCCUUUUCGAUGGAUCUUGUCACGCGUCCAGUGGUGCUACCGCCCCUCCCAGAUACCGUUGCUUUUCAUGAAAGGCCAGACGAUGGCACAGCUACAAUGUAUAACCAACCUGAGGCGCAAAGCUGCCAAAAAUAUGCAGCCGCAGUGGCUGGUGGUGGUAACGUCAUGGAUGAUCUUUUUGCUUUUGCUGCACCGGGGUCCCAGUCUUCCGGCAUGACGAAUGUCCCCACGCGGCUGGAGGACUUCUUUCAGUAA